Bipolaris victoriae FI3 is the source of this 960-nucleotide messenger RNA. RefSeq lists its product as hypothetical. NCBI's taxonomy places the organism in Eukaryota, Fungi, Ascomycota, Dothideomycetes, Pleosporales, Pleosporaceae. The transcript has a single exon. The coding region runs from base 1 to 960 and encodes 319 amino acids. The record is from RefSeq and is a predicted model, not a curated record.
AUGUCUCUGACCACUUUACCUUCACUUCCUGAACCCAUUCUACACCUAAUUUGCGUCUAUCUCACGCCCGAUCGCCACAGCGUCAACGACUCGGAAAAUGGCCAAUCGCCCACACUUUACCGCCCAAUAAUCAGCCUUUCAUUGACCGCGCAUGCCCUGAAUCGCAUCUCGUCAACCCACAUCGCGACAAACAUGAGCCUGACAUGGGGCACUGUCCGCUGGGACCUCUUCCUCCGCACCGCGCUUGAAAACCGGGCCUACGCAUCCAGCGUCAAGUACCUUAAGCUCACCGAACUCAGCUUAUACGAGCAAGAUCUCACCAGGCCGACAAAGUGGCAAGAUGGUCCGGAUGAUCUCACGGAAAUGUUCAAAGCACUAUCCGGAUUGCAAACGCUCUACUCGUCGCACUGCAGGCUGAAAUACCCCGGUUCAAUCAUCUACCGCCUCACGUCUGAAGAAAUGCCAUUGUGGAAAACGCUCGAGACCGUGCGAUUCGACCAUAUCAAUUUCUGGGGCGAAGACCGCAUUGUGCAACUAAACUUGCAACGCGAACGCACAGAAAAUAAUGAACACGGUGAAAUGAGAAAGUACACGGUGGGAAACGGACUGCUUACUGGCUCUCUGACGGGCUUGAGUAUCCAGGACUUUCACAAGAUACCCGAGGUCACGAAUGUGGUUGUUACUACGCGCGAUUUCGACGACGAUGGGGAUACGGAGGGGGAUGCGGAUUGGGUUGAUGAGGAUGCAGCGGAAGGAGUGGAGUGGAGUGAUGACGAUGAUGACGAUUAUGAGUAUGAGAGCGAGGAUAGCGAGUGGGAUUCGGAAGAUGAUAGCGAUUACGAGGAUGAUUGGGAGGCGGAGGGUGUGUUCAGUGUGCCUAGCGCUCAGCCUGUGAAGGAGGGUCUGCCGACGCCGGUCGUUGGUUUGUCUGCUCCGAGAAAGAGUCUGCUGGAUUUUUGA